AAAUCUUUAAAUUCCGAAUCAUCAUCAUUACAAAUGAAUCUAAUGAGUUCAUUAACAACAAUUAAAAGUUCACUAUUACAAAUGAAUUUAUUAUCAUUUGAAUUAUUAACAGAAAAUUCGACCAAAGUACAAAUGUUAGAAACAUUAAAUAAAAAUGAUUCAUUAGUAAUAUUAUCGUCGAUUGAUAAUAAUCAAAAUAAUGGUAAUCGUUUAAAUCGUCCUGUAUAUUCAUUUCGUACAAUAACAAAUUGGAAACGAUCAUCAUCAAAAGUAUUAGAUAUUGUACCAAGAUAUGGUAUAUAUUUUUGUUCAUUAAAAUGGAUUCUAAAAAGACAACUUUAUCGUCAGAUUAAAGAUGGCGCCAUAUAUAAUGAAUCAAUAGCACCGGUUUUACAUUGUGUUUGUAAAGAACCAAAUGAUUUUUGUCAAGGACGUAUUGGUCCAAUUGAUAAAUUAAUACCAUAUGAACAUUAUCGUCAUCCAACAGUAAAUGGUAUUUGGAUAUCAGUAUGUGGUAAUGAAACUAAUGUCACAGAUAUUGAUGAUGAUUGGAAUAAAAGUUUUCAACAAAUGAAAACAUUGAAUGAAAAUUUUAAUCGUUUUAUAUUUUUUGUUGCACAAAAUGCUGCUUGUGUUGGUAUUCAUAUUUGGAAUACACAUAAAAAAGAUAAUAAAUUACGACGAAAAAGUCAACUAAAAAAAUCAAAUAAUAAUAAUCAUCAUCAUGAACGUCCAUUAAUUUUAUCCGGUGGAUUCUAUGUACUUGAAGGUUUAUUUGAAGCAAAAUUUUUAAAUUAUGAUCCAAUAAUUGGUUCAAAAACAAUGAUCAAACCAAAUACAUUUCAAACAUCAAUAAAUUCACCUAGAAUGAUUAUAUUAUCCGAAGGAACACAUAUGAUACGAAUAAAACCAUAUGAAGGUAUACUAAUGAAUCUUGUUACGAUGAAUAUUGGUGAAAAGGAAAUUUUCAAAAAUAAUAAUAUUAACAACAACAACAACAUUGCUCUGAUUACUGGUAUUUCUGGCCAGGAUGGUUCAUAUUUGGCUGAAUUUUUAAUCGAUAAAGGUUAUGAAGUACAUGGUAUAAUUCGACGAUCUAGUUCAUUUAACACUGGUCGUAUUCAACAUCUUUACAAAGAUCGUUCAACACAUCAAGAGGGUUCAAUGAAAUUACAUUAUGGUGAUAUGACUGAUAGUACCUGUUUGGUUCGUUUAAUACAUGAAAUUAAACCAGAUGAAAUAUAUAAUUUAGCUGCACAAAGUCAUGUAAAAGUAUCAUUCGAUUUAAGUGAAUACACUGCCAAUGUUGAUGCACUUGGAACAUUACGAUUAUUGGAUGCAAUUCGUACAGCAAAUAUAACAAAUGAAAAUGGAAAAUUAAAAAUGAAAUUCUAUCAAGCAAGUACUUCAGAAUUGUAUGGUAAAGUACAAGAAGUACCGCAACGUGAAACAACACCAUUUUAUCCACGAUCUCCAUACGGUGUUGCAAAAUCAUUUGCCUAUUGGAUUGUUGUCAAUUAUCGUGAAGCUUAUGAAAUGUUUGCCGUCAAUGGUAUUCUAUUCAAUCAUGAAUCACCUAGACGUGGUGAAACAUUUGUCACACGUAAGAUUACACGUGGUGUGGCAAAAAUUGUUCUUAAUCGACAAGAAUUCAUCGAAUUGGGUAAUUUGGAUUCAAAACGAGAUUGGGGCCAUGCACGUGAUUAUGUUGAAGCCAUGUGGUUAAUGUUACAACAAGAAAAUCCGGAAGAUUUUGUCAUUGCAACCGGUGAAGCACAUUCAGUUCGUGAAUUUGUCGAAUCAGCUUUCAAACAUAUUGAUAGAGAAAUCAUUUGGGAAGGUAAUGGUCUUAAUGAAGUUGGUAAAGAAAAACAGACUGGUAUUAUUCGUGUAAAAGUGAAUGCACGUUAUUUCCGUCCAGCGGAAGUGGAUUUCCUAUUGGGCGAUGCUUCAAAAGCAAAAAGAAAACUUGAUUGGAAACCUAAAACUUCAUUUCAAGAACUUGUCAAAGAAAUGGUUGAUGCUGAUAUUGAACUUAUGAAACAAGAUCCUUAUGCCUGAAUGUUUGAGAGAGUGUGAAA
Messenger RNA from Dermatophagoides pteronyssinus (European house dust mite), 2081 nucleotides. RefSeq names its product GDP-mannose 4,6 dehydratase (gene Gmd). NCBI's taxonomy places the organism in Eukaryota, Metazoa, Arthropoda, Arachnida, Sarcoptiformes, Pyroglyphidae. The record is from RefSeq and is a predicted model, not a curated record. Gene Ontology annotation, biological process: 'de novo' GDP-L-fucose biosynthetic process. Gene Ontology annotation, molecular function: GDP-mannose 4,6-dehydratase activity.